AGAAAAUGUAUGGAUAACAAUGAAAUAAAACUAAACACAUUUGAAGUUCUACCAAUUUAUGGAUGGGAUAAUUUGCGAAAUAAAUAUGCAGGAAUGGUUAUCGCAUCAAACUAUUCUCAAUGUAAAAUGACAAUUGAUGGAAAAUAUCUGAUUCCAGAUGAUGUGUAUUUGAUUCCACAAAGAGUCAGCAGAAUUCACCAGUACGCCGAACUAAUAACUCAUUGGCACAACUACUCAAGUGUUACUUCAAAGUCAAUUAAUGCUGAUGCUGGCAUUCAGUUAAAAAGUUUUGGAAUAAGUGGGAAAUAUUCCAAUGAUUACUUAAAUUCCAAAUCGAAGCAGGUUAUGGAUAAAUCGGUUAUGACUAGAGUACAGCUUAGAUACACGGGGUAUGUAGCUAAACUUCAACCAAACGCCAAACUUCAUCCUCAGUUUAAACAAGUACUGCAUUCUGUCGGCUCCAAUAUACAAUUGAAUCGUACAAAUGAAGCUCGGUAUUUGAGUGAAAUGGUCGUUAGAGAUUUUGGAACCCAUUUCGUCAACACCAUAACGGCUGGAGCAGCCUUGACCCAGGAAGACUUUGUUAGUCGAGAGCUGGUUUUAAAAAAUGAGGAAAACAAACGUUCAAUCCUGGCAUCUGCUUCUGCUAAUUUUUUUGGGGUGGUUCACGCUAGUGCCAGUACUAAGUCAUCUACAGACAAGAAAAUGCAAGAUUCCUAUGACAAAAGUAAAACCAGUUCAUACAUUACUGCUUAUGGUGGAUCAAUGUACACGUUCCAAAACUACUCUGUGAACAAAUGGGCUGAAAAAUUAAAUGACAAUUUAGUUGCAAUGGAUAGAGCUGGAGAUCCAUUAUUCUUUCUAAUCACACCAGAGACGCUUCCAGAACUACCCGUAAGCAUCACCCUGCAAAUUAGAGAAUAUGUAUUUGAAGCUAUUCGUAGAUACUAUGAGUAUAACGUACAUCGUGGUUGCAUGGAUAUUAACUCUCCAAGCUUUUCAUUCCAUGCCAAUGUGGACGAUGGAAGCUGUAAACCGCCUGUGUCUAAUUUAACCUUUGGUGGCGUAUUCCAGACAUGUACUAUGACUCGAUCAGAAGCAGGAAAUCUUUGUGGAAAUCUUAACCAGCCUAAUCCUAAAACAGGUAAAUAUUCUUGUCCAACUCAUUAUCAAGCCGUACAAUUAUACACAGAGCAUUAUGAGAAAAGUGUCCCCUACAGAUCCUGUCAUCAUUGUGGAUGGUGGAGUCGAUGUUGUCAAUCUGGAACUAAAUAUUCCUUUGCCACCCUUAAAGUCUACUGGUGUGUUGCAACAAAACCCGUACCACGCAACUCCGGUUAUUUGUUUGGUGGACUCUUCACAUCUCACGUCGAUAAUCCAGUCACAAUGGAUAAAUCUUGCCCUGCUGAAUACUCUACUAGGAUGGUAGGAAGUGAUUUGAAAGUUUGUAUAAGCGACGAUUAUGAAUUAGGAACACCAGGCGCACUACCAUUUGGUGGAUUUUUUAGUUGUAAAAGUGGAAACCCGCUAGCUGACAGAAACCGAAACGAAAACCUAAACAACGAAGAGAAAAUGAGCCCGCUUAUGACACUUCGGGAGUAUUACAGAAAGAAUGAAGAAUACAGUGGACCUAAAGCUUGCCCUAAAGGUUACAGUCAGCACUUAGCUAUCAUCAGCCAAGAAUGUUCCAUCUAUUAUUGCAUUAUCUCAGGAGCACUCAAUUCACAAGGUCUUCUGCCUGUUAGAAGACCACCAUUUACU
This is a messenger RNA of Lottia gigantea (owl limpet), 1761 nucleotides long. RefSeq lists its product as hypothetical. The record is from RefSeq and is a predicted model, not a curated record. The transcript has a single exon. NCBI's taxonomy places the organism in Eukaryota, Metazoa, Mollusca, Gastropoda, Lottiidae. The annotation marks the transcript as partial.